GUUACAGGCAAUAACGUCAUUCUGAUUGCAGUUGAAGCUGAAAACUGUCGCUCGUGACGCGAUCACCAUUCGAUCAACUGUUUCGAUGGCUCCCAGUUGGCACCAACCGAUCCGAUAGCUCACAAUGAUCAGCUCACUUGCCAAUUCCUCGUCCAGCACGCAAGACUUCAAACACCUCGACUACAAUGGCCCCGACUCCAUACAGCAUUUCAGCCGAACCUGUCCUGACGUGUGAACCUGUGCUGGCGUGUGAACCCGUGCUGGCGAGCGACUCAGUGCUGGUGAGCGACCCUGUGUUGGAAUGUGACCCUGUUCCGCCACAGAACCUUUCGCUCGUGCUCGAAAAGGGAGGCGCAGUCAAGUUCGAAGAUCGUCCCGUGCCUGAGAUCGAGGACCCACACGACGUGAUCGUGAACGUCCGCUACACGGGAAUCUGUGGCAGUGACGUGCACUACUGCACACACGGCUGUAUCGGCAAGUAUGUGGUGGACAAGCCCAUGGUUCUAGGCCACGAGUCAGCUGGUGUCGUGCACGCCGUGGGAUCCGCCGUCAAGUCUCUCAAGGUGGGCGACCAAGUGGCCAUGGAACCGGGAGUGCCAUGCCGCCGGUGCCGCCGCUGCCUCGAGGGGAACUACAACUUGUGUCCGGACAUGGCGUUCGCGGCCACGCCCCCGUACGACGGCACGCUGGCCAAGUUCUACCGUAUGCCCGAAGAUUUCUGCUACAAACUGCCGUCCAAUGUCAGUAUGCAAGAAGGAGCGAUGCUCGAACCCACGGCUGUGGCCGUACACUUCUGCCGUCUGGCCAAGGUGUCACCGGGCCAUAAAGUCGUGGUGUUUGGUGUCGGCCCCGUGGGUCUGUUGACCUGCAAAGUGGCUCGGUACGUGUUCGGAGCCACGACAGUCGUCGGCGUGGACGUCAAUGAGAAACGUCUCGCGGUGGCCAAGGAGCACGGCGCGACGCACGUGUAUCUUGGAAAGUCGGGUGUGACGCCUCAAGAAUCGGCCGAGCAGAUCAUUGCCGAGUGCGGACUGGGCGACGGUGCCGAUAUCGUGAUCGACGCGAGUGGAGCGGAGCCCUGCAUCCAGACAGCCGUCUACGUCGCACGCAACGGUGGCACGUUCACACAGGGAGGCAUGGGCAAGACCGACAUCAUGUUCCCUAUUGGCAUCAUGUGCGGCAAGGAGCUACACGUGACCGGCAGCUUCCGGUACUCUGCAGGCGACUACCAGCUUGCACUCGACAUGAUUGCUAGUGGGCGGCUGAGCGUUAAGGAGCUGAUCUCGGAGACCGUGCCGUUCGAGGAAGCCAAGGAGGCUUUCGAGAAUGUCAAGCGUGGCAACGGCAUCAAGUGGCUUAUUGAAGGGCCUAGGAACUGAUGAGAGAAUGUUUCGUCCCUGAAAGAUGGUUUAGUGACAGAGGUUGGGCAUUGUGAAGCAAAUUUUGUUGCUGUAAUUCAUUCUGUUGUGGCUGUUGCUUCUUCAAUCUCGGCAGACUGCAGUGAUUGACCAUGAGCUGGGCAGAAUGCCCAUAAAUGAUCACCCUUCUUUUGUCUUCGUUUUAUGAAAAUGAAGAUUGAAAAUGAAGCCCGA
This is a messenger RNA of Phytophthora nicotianae INRA-310, 1592 nucleotides long. RefSeq names its product chlorophyll synthesis pathway protein BchC. The transcript has a single exon. The record is from RefSeq and is a predicted model, not a curated record. Gene Ontology annotation, biological process: D-sorbitol catabolic process. Gene Ontology annotation, molecular function: L-iditol 2-dehydrogenase (NAD+) activity; zinc ion binding. Lineage: Eukaryota; Oomycota; Peronosporomycetes; Peronosporales; Peronosporaceae. Bases 186 to 1379 code for a protein of 397 amino acids.